This is a messenger RNA of Raphanus sativus (radish), 807 nucleotides long. RefSeq lists its product as uncharacterized. The record is from RefSeq and is a predicted model, not a curated record. NCBI's taxonomy places the organism in Eukaryota, Viridiplantae, Streptophyta, Magnoliopsida, Brassicales, Brassicaceae. The coding region runs from base 78 to 578 and encodes 166 amino acids. The transcript has a single exon.
UUGUUCUUCCACAAAACUCUCUAAUAUAGGGAAAAAAAAUCAAAAGAAAGUGUGAGAAGUUUUAAUUAAAGAGAGAGAUGGGAAACAGUCUAAGGUGUUGUCUAGCUUGUGUUCUUCCAUGUGGAGCGCUGGACUUGAUCAGGAUCGUCCAUCUAAACGGCCACGUCGAUGAGAUCACACGCUCAAUAACCGCCGGGGAGAUCCUCCAAGCAAACCCAAACCAUGUCCUAAGCAAACCAUGUUCCCAAGGAGUUGUCCGCAAGAUCUUGAUCUUGUCGCCUGAAUCCGAGCUCAAGCGAGGAAGUAUCUAUUUUCUCAUCCCUGAUUCUUCCUUGCCGGAGAAGAAAAGAAGGAGAAAAGACGGUCACAAGACUCUCAACAACAACCCUAGCGCUCACCUCGGAGAAGUUAAACGUGGUGAUCAGCAGUGUGUGAAACUGAAUGAAAAGUACUUAGAAGAAGUUGCGUCGUCGACGUCAAAUGGUAAAGAACACCGUCAUCGCCGGCGGCACAGCAGAUCGGCGUCGGUAUCCUCGUGGCGGCCUCACCUUGACAGUAUCACAGAGGAUCUUAAUUAAUUACUCUUCCCUUUACCUCUCUCUCUCGCUCUUUUUUUUCUAGCCAAUGGCCAGAUUCUUAUUUUGGAGACAUCUUUUUUUUUUUGUGUGGAAAAUCUCACGAGAGGAAUUAUAUAAUGUGGAUAAGUUACAUAUGUGUUAAAAUGGUGUUGUAAUUUCGUGUCACGAAGCAUGAUUAUUUUUCAAUGGAUAAACAUCGAUUCAUCGUCAUAACAAUAGUAAACAAGAC